Angiostrongylus costaricensis is the source of this 447-nucleotide messenger RNA. Lineage: Eukaryota; Metazoa; Nematoda; Chromadorea; Rhabditida; Metastrongylidae. The record is from the annotation of a GenBank genome assembly.
AUGGGCGAAUUGAUCACAACGUUUGGGAAGUGCGACUUUAUGACCAAGCAGCAAUUUGUAAUGGUAAUGGGAAGAAAAUUGGCAUCUAUGUUAGUCAAUAUCGUUGCGCAUGUGAAAGUUCUUAACAAGUCAGUUCUUUUGAUGAUUAACAGCUACGAAUAUGUCACGUAUAAUCUGCAAAAGGUGAAACUCUUUAAGAUUUCGGCUGAAGCGCUUCGUCUGUCAUCUCCAGUGAUGACAACAUCUGUAUGGUCUUCAUGUGGAGUUUCUCUUGUUGAAGACGAGGAGUAUUUGCUUGCAGGUAACUACUAUGAUGGAAAUUUUCUCACAUCAAAUUGUGGACAAGUGAUUGACGAUGAACAAGAAGGAUUUUUUGGCAGAGGUCCUAUGAAGUGGGAAAAUGUCACUGCAGAAUUUCUGGCCAGCCUCGGUUCAUUCAAGUGUUAA